Molecule: messenger RNA, 2049 nt
Organism: Diabrotica balteata
Lineage: Eukaryota; Metazoa; Arthropoda; Insecta; Coleoptera; Chrysomelidae
Source: the annotation of a GenBank genome assembly
AUGAAGAGGUUGUACACUAUUGCUAAAGCAAGAGACCAGGCAUCAAAGGACUUGACCCACGUGCGGCAGGUUAAUAGUGCGGAUCGAAAAGUGUUAAGAACCGAUGUUGAAGAACACCAGAGGAUAGACAGAAUAUGCGGGAUCUCAAAUGAGAAUGUAAUACCGGGAAUAGCGAGAGAUAAAGUUAAGGCGUUAAAUAAAACGAAAAAACGAAGGGCAGUAGGACCUGAUGGAAUACCUGUGGAGGUUUGGAAGGCUAUAGGAAAGGAAAGAAUCUGCAAAGGUCCUGAAUGGAAGCCUGGAAUUUUUGUACAAUUCACCAAAGAAGGAGGAAUAGCGAGGGAGGCUGGAUUACGACCUGGCGAUCAAAUAGUUCAAUGCAAUAAUGUUGAUUUUUCUGACAUACCAUUUAACGAGGCUGUAAACCUCAUGAAAACUUCUCGACAACUUGACCUUCUGAUAAGAAAAGCUGCAGCCUCUGAACUAUUCCCUGGCGAGUCGAGUGGUUACAAUAGUUCAGCAAGUUCAGUUACUGAAGAUCAGAGUUCAUCAUGGGGAGAUCCCAAACGGUUGUCCAUAGUUAAAGAAGAAAACCAACAUACAGAAGAGAGGUUAAAUCAAAGAAGUUUUACCAAUAGUUGGAAUUUACCAGACUGGGAAGAGGAACCAACCGAAAAAAGUGUAUACAAGCCAACUAUUAUCAAUGUUACUGAAAGUGGAACUACCAUCAAAAAUAAUGGCUUAGAAUACGCUUCAAAUAAACUCGAACAAAAUAGUUCCCAUUUGGAAGAACACAAGAUGCCAGAAAGAACAGACAGUAAAGUAGUUGUAGAAGUGCAUAGAAGCGACGAAGAUGACGGUCCCUGUGUGGUGAAUGGACUAGCUAAAAGUUCGUCUAGUAGUAGUUUAGCAAGUAAGGCCAGUCUAACGAGUGCAGCUAGCAGUAGUUUGUCGUCGGCAAUAUCCAUGGAGCUUAAAAGAAGAUCGGAGAAAAAAGCAACUAAACCACCAGAAGACACAUCGAUUGAUGAACAAUUACAGAAAAAAAAGUUACUUAGAGGACUUAGUUCUGACCAACAGUUUCAGCACACCAAACUCAUGAACGAAUUUAAACAAGCUCAUCAAAAAAUGUUCAAAACCUCUAGUCUCGAUUGUACAAAAUCUAAUUCCGCCUUAGGGAAAGAUACUUUGCCUCCAUCACAGAUUCUUGCUCCUCCUACAAUUCAGUCACCUUUAGUCAAUUCCAGUACCCCUACAGCUCCCAAAAUAAAACCCAAAGCCCCACCUGUUCCCAUCAAACGUUCCGUGCUUUCUUGCUAUCAACCUCCUCCUUGCCCGACUCCAGAUUAUGAUACAUUAAGUUUGUCUUCUACUUCCUCUACCAUUAAACCUGCACACAUCAACGAAUCUGUAGAAAUGGACUCGUUGGAAUCAUUCAAAAUGCACAAUCCGAACCAUGUGACACCAAAACCACCUGGUACAUAUUUCCAGAAGCGGGAUUUAUGCUCUAAGUUGUCUAAUGGAUCAGUUGCGUCAUCAGCUGGAAAAGAAAGGCCCAAAUCUGUAAAUAUUAGUAUUGGGGAGUAUGCUGCAGUGAGAAGUCCCCCCAGGAAAUUGGAUUUUUUGAAGAACGGAACUCUGGGGAGAAAUAGCGUUGGGAAUGGACCAGGAAAUUUGGCUUAUGAAUUGUCACAAACAUUGAACAAGUCAAAUUUAAGAAAAAGAACGGAAUCAAUGGAUGAUCUAUUGAACACACCACAAAUAAGGGCUCAAAGCAACGGAACAGUUCGUAUAUCUGUUAGUAACUUAGCAAAGGAAUUUGCAAAAUCUACCAACGACCUCACCGAAGAUUACGAGAUGACGUCAAAAGCAGGAAAUCGAAUAAUGAUUAAUAUUAAUCAGGAAAAAAUUAACGGUGUUGAAGGAAUGUCCAACAACACUUACGGUAAUUUUUUAUUUUUAUUUUUAGUUAGUUAUCCUAUUAAGGUUAAACCAGUCAACAUCAUUUUGGGAGUGUACCAAGUACCAAGUGCAAAUAUUAAUCUUUAA